Molecule: messenger RNA, 7189 nt
Organism: Thunnus maccoyii (southern bluefin tuna)
Lineage: Eukaryota; Metazoa; Chordata; Actinopteri; Scombriformes; Scombridae
Gene: plppr5b
Product: phospholipid phosphatase related 5b
Exons: 8
Coding region: 485-1462 (325 amino acids)
Biological process (GO): phospholipid dephosphorylation; phospholipid metabolic process; signal transduction
Molecular function (GO): phosphatidate phosphatase activity
Source: RefSeq, a predicted model, not a curated record
AUUUUAUUUUAUGCUCGGAAUUGUUUCUGUUUUAUCGUAUUUCCGACAUCGCUUGAAUGCAACUUCACCUCAGAGACCGAUCUGAGCCGCGCAUGCGUAUUAACAGCGGAACCCCCUUGCAUACACAACUCUGAGGCUCCUGUGAUUAAAACAGCGAAGAUGCGGAAAAGUGUGAAGAAGAGAUAAGCGGGGAUCUACCGGAGUCGGUGGGACCGGGUGAUGUGACAGCUGCAGGCACCGACCAGCGCUGCUGUCAGAAGGUUAAACUGCUGCUUUUUGUUGCUAUUGUUCAGCCGACUGAGACUCCAGAGAGGCUGCACAAACUCCUGGAGCUGUCCAAGGUAGGAGUCUCUCUCCCCGGUGUCCUUCAGCUGUGCAGCCGCUGGUGUCCACAGCGGAGCAGGAAGUGCAGCAGACAGAGCACCGCAAGAGAGCCACACCACUGUCUGCUGUCAGUUAACGCUGAUAAGAAGAGCAAGUGAACAUGCCUCCAAAACGACUCAGUAGAAAAGAACGAAGGAAACUGUGCACCUCACUGGCAGGGGAGCUGGUGAUCAUGGCCGGGACCGUCAUGCUGGCCUACUACUUCGAGUACACCGACACCUUCAGCGUGCACGUGCAGGGCUUCUUCUGCUACGACACCACCUACACCAAACCCUACCUGGGACCGGAGGACAGCAGCGCCGUCCCGCCCGUCCUGCUGUACGCCGUGGUGGCCGGGCUGCCCACGCUGCUGAUCACAAUAACAGAGACUGUGCUGUUCCUGGUCCAGUAUACUUCCAAAGAGUUUGACCGGUCAGAGAAGACGGUGGCCACGGGGGACUGCUGUUACCUCAACCCACUGGUGCGCAGGACCUUUCGCUUCCUUGGAGUCUACACCUUUGGCCUCUUCACUGUUGACAUCUUUGUCAACGCAGGCCAGGUAGUGACGGGGAACCUGGCACCGUUUUUCCUGACGGUUUGUAAGCCAAACUACACAGCCCUGGGCUGCCAGCAGGCCCUGCGCUACAUCAGCCACCAGGAGGCCUGCACAGGAAACCAGGAUGACAUCCUGCGUGCCCGCAAAACCUUCCCAUCCAAGGAGGCAGCACUCAGUGUCUACGCUGCUCUCUACCUGGCUAUGUAUGUGACAUGCACAGUGCAGGCGAAGGGCACUCGUCUGGCCAAGCCUGUGUUGUCCCUUGGGCUCAUGUGUCUGGCCUUCCUCACCGGUCUGAACCGCGUAGCUGAGUAUCGCAACCACUGGUCGGAUGUCAUCGCUGGCUUCAUCAUCGGCACUGCCAUCGCCACUUUCCUGGUGGUGUGUGUGGUCCAUAACUUCAAAGGCAAGUUAUUGCUGAGCGAGGAGUCACCAGGGGAGCAGCGGCCAAACACAGCCAUGCUGAACAUGGGCCAAGUGGAGAGUCCUCUAGAGAAGUACAUUGCCUCACAGAAUCACAUCGCCUUCGCUGAGGUCACAUGACGUGGAGUCAGCUGUGUGGCAGACCCAUUGGACAUCCACGCUCUUCACCGUCCAAUCCUAUUAGCCGGAGCGCAGCGCUAAACCCAUUCUGUGUGUGUGUCGGUCUGCGGUAUGUUGUUCUAUGUUGUCUUUAUCAGGCCCCUGUUGUCAUUUGCAGCUUCUUGUACUCAAGGAAAAAAUAAAAAUAAAGGAAGAAGAGUCAGUAACUAAGUGGGACAGGUUGCUUCUGCUUUCUCCAUCUAUGCACUUAUUCUGAAUCCUUGUCAGACUCUCGCCUCCCAAAUGAAACUUGUUGCAAGGCAAAGCCUGAGACAGACUUGUUGCAAGAAGAACGAAAGAAGAACUGGAUUGCACCAUCUCAGCUCUCUAGGUGGAACAUUUUCUCAUGAUUUGGUUAUUCUGUGUGUAAAACAGCAUUAUUAAUAUUCAAGAGGCCUCCAACAAGAUGGCUGCAGGCAAAACUGUCCAAUAUGUUCAGUGAGUGUCUGAACAGAGAGAGAGAUGAAAAAGCCUCUGUGUGAAGUUUCUACAGUCAGUUUCCAUCUUUCAGAUUUUGUUACUGCUGUUAUCACAUAACCAUCACAUUUAGAGCAGUGGUUCCCAACCUGAGGGUGGACAUGAUAAAUCUUGAGAGGUCAUAAUAUUAUUAAUGGGAAAGGAAAGAAGAAAAAAAAAAGUUAUCUUAAUGUUUAACCUCUCUGUGUGUGAAAUAGUGGACAGUUCAGACUCCUAACAGUGAUUCAAAUGAAACAAUCUGAGAAGUUUAGAGAAGAACGAGUAAUUGACAGUGUUUCAUUUUAAGCUGAAUGGGUUGGGAACCAUUGAUUCUGCUUAGAGUUCUGCUGUGAGUAUUACAAUGUGAGACAGAAUUCUGAAGUAAUUAAGAACUGCUGGGCCCGUAUUCAUCAAACUAUAAAAAAGUGAUUUUUUUUUUUUAAAUUUGAUGAAAGAUAAAACAAAAAACCCUUCAUUCUUACUCCUACUCACAAAUUUAGGAAUAUUAAGUCCAGACAUUGUCUGAUACAAUCUUGCAGUCUUCUUCUUUUCUGCUUUUGUUGGCACAUUGCUGGAUACCUUGGUGUAUUACAGCCAUCUGUAGUUCAUUGGAAUUGUGUGAAACCAUUGUCAGGACUAGGUCACCUGCAUGCACACAUGUAUGUAUACAUGAUUAUGUUCAUAUACAACAAAAAACUUCAAGUAUUUGCAGACUUUUCUGUAUUAAACCAAGACCAUGAUAUUUCUUUAACCUUAACCAAGUGCUGCCAGAGUCUAAACAUGAAGUUUAAUAUUGCUGUAGUUUCAACUAGCAGAUAUUCAGCUGCAAGAUCAGACACUUUGAUGAAAAAGGAAAGAAAAGCAGACAAGAUGUGACUGAAAAACUGAGUGAAGAUUUUGUUUUCUUCAUCUGUUAAUGUGUUAGAAUAGAUUCUUCAUGUAUUAUAUGUUUUCUCUAAUGUAUCUCACUUACCAGCAGCAGAGUUUCUUCCAUGAUCCAGUUUGGUUUUCUUUAUAGCACCGAGGAAAUGUAAGGAUUCCUUUAAAUGGAUGAACAUCUCCCAGCAAUCAUGUGAUCAGCUGAGAGCUGAUCAAAAAGGUUCCCUAACUUUGUUAUGAGUAGCGACGGGUCGGUUGAUAUGCAUAUCUUAUUCUUGACUUUUUUUAGCAAAGAACUGUUACUCUUAAGUUGACUCUUUACAAUAUUUUGAAGUGUGAUCAUUUGAUAAAUACGGGCCCAGGUCAAAGUAGCAAAUUAGAAAAAGUGUACGUAAAAGGCUCAAACUGUAAAUGUCAUUUUGUGGGGAUGUAAAUCUAUUUAAAGUCAAGGUAAAUUUAGGAUUAUGUUAAGGUUAGGGUAUGUCUCCAGGAAAUGAAUGUAAGUCAAUGUUAUGUCCUCUGAAGUGAUAGAAACACGACUGUGUGUGUGUGUAUGUGUGUGUGUCUAACUCCAACCAAUGAAAACAUUAAACACUACACUGAGUGUGUUCUAACAUACAUACACUAACUGUCAAGGGUUUCUAAGCCGCACCAGACAAUCACCACCCCCUUCUUUCUUUCUUCCUUCCUUGUAGUUAAGUACUGGGUGUGUGGUAGCAGGUGUAAUCAUCUAACACUGUACAUGAGGAAUAGACGUGGAGAACAGAGCACACAUUGUCUCUGCAACCCAUUGUCAAAGAUAAUGACAUUUGCUUGCUUUUGUCAUGUGAAAGCUAAAAAAUACAAACGUCAGUCUGACUCACAGGCCAAAACUGAGAUUUUUAUUGUAUGCAUUUAUUAGUCAGAUACAUGUAGUUCUCUUAUUGUCUCACAUCUGAUGUCAAAUCAAGUUACAGUGAUGUUACAGUAAAAGGAAGUUGUUUUUUUCUCCUUGUUUGUCAGAGAGCAUUUAUUCAUGGUCUGUGUCUUCAGUAUCAAAGAGACAUGGAGACAUGCUGGGCCGCCUUCACACUGGGGAAAUGCAGUCUCUGUAGUUCCAUCUCAUGGCCAAUCUGGACAUGAACGCCUUUGAUCAUUGGCGAGACUACAAGUUUUGUUGUUGCACUAUUUCUUCUUUCUCUAAAAUUUCAAUCAUGCAGCUAAGUGUAACAUUAAACAUGAAAGGAUCAUUUUACUUGAAUCAGUUUUUGUAGCCACAUAGUCAGGACCUCUCACAUAGAUAAAUGCAGUUUGUUGUAAUACCAGUCAAUCAGUCAAAUUGCUAUUAUACUAGCUGUCAGUGAGAAGACUAUCCUGGAUGUGAUUGGAGAGUUUUAGUGUCAAGUGCUUUUUAACCCUCACACUUAAAGGACUUAAAGGAACAUUCCAGCAUGUUAGGAAAUCUUUCUCUUGUCUGUCAUCCCCAGUUGAGAAAAUGGUCAUUGCUGUGUGUCCAGUUCAGAGGCAGGCGAAGAUGUGUGUAGCCUAGCUGAGCACAAAGACUGGAGGCAGAGGGGAAAUGCUAGCCUAGCUCCAACAAAAGAGAAAAACUGUCUUAUGAAAGAGCUCCAACCUCACCUGUCCUCCAAACUAAAUCAAAUGCAUUUCCUCACAAUGCCCGAUGCCCCUGUUGACAGGACAUUGUUUGUCAGUGCCUACCAAAAGUCACCUUUACAAAAAUGAUUCAUAUGACCAUUUCUGAUCUUCUCAGCCACUGCCAGGAUUUGUUCAGUUUAGGCCAAAAAACUAUUUGGUUAGGGUUAAAGUUCACCGGGUUUGUGGUGCUAAUAACAAUAUCAUGCUACUUUGACUUUUACAUCUAACAGACAACAGUCAUGAGUCAAACAGCCACUAGAGAUCUUUGUCAUGUUGAUGUAAAUUUGGAUCAUUUUUAGACAUUUGCAGCUACAUUUGUUCUCCUUUGAUGGAAGUAGGAAGUCUGUGUACGGGAUACACAGAGAUUAUAGGGCAGCAAAUAUAUUACCCAACAUGUUGGAGUGUUUCUUUUAAACCAUUUAAACAAGGAUUACAAGAUGUUCAUUUGAAUUUAUUACAGGAACUAUACUCAUUUUAAAUGGUAAUACGGUAAACGGCAAUGCCCCAUCCAGUGAAAUCUGGUGGAAUGGCAUUCUGAAGCACUAGCUGUCAAACUGUCAACAUAGUGAUUUUGAAGACUACAAAGAUACCAGAGCAGCCAUGAUAGCUGUCUGUUUUUCUGUGUAUGCUGUAUUCCCAGUGGCUGCAGCUGAGGAGUAUUUUCAUCAUCAAAAGAUCAAUGAUGUGAUGACUUCAACAUUGCAAUCAUCAACCAUCUUUGCAGUUCUACUUGGCUUUUUAGCCUGUUUUAACCCGUUCUAUCUGUUUUACUGGACGGUUUAAGUCUGAGUUGCUCUGAUCAACCCCUGUAUGCAGCCAUUUCCAAGUUCUGAUAAACCCACUGAAGCCCCAGUUUGUGACUCUCAUGUGUUACAUUCUCUUUGAGCCACAGAGCCAAGCAUCAGUUUUUCUGAAAAAUAAAUACCCAGUAAUCUUCAAAAACCCUAGAAGGUCACUUAACAACACUUUUUCUGAGGGUAUUUCCAGAAUCAUCAAAGACUCGUUUAACCAUGUGAAUGAAAAAUAAUUCUGUCUACGGCAAAUUUAAUUAUCAUUUAUAUUUGUCUAUGAUACUUUCAUUAUUUUAUGUUUUCAUCCAAAAUUGAGAAUUUUUCUUGUCGUACAAAAUGAGCAAGAACAUACUGUAUGUCAUUUCAGGCUGUCUGGAUAGGAAACAGAGUUGCAGCUUGGGAAACUGGUUCAUUUUUUUUAUCUUAUAUUGUACAACAGACAGAAUAUUUCUUCAUCCAGAUGGUCAGAGGAGUCUUUGAAGAUACCUUAAGAAAAGUGAUUUUAAUCCACCUUGUAGAAUAGAACACAAUGCAUCUUUAUUGCCCACCAGAUUGGAAAAUUGUCUUGGGCUUUUACAAAGUUUUAAAAAGUUUAUUUCGGACUUUACGAAGUUCGCUGUGUUUAUUUUUCAGAAAAACUGAUACUUAGCUCUGUGACUGGAAUAUACAAACUAGGAUUACCUGGCCAGCACACAAAGUUAGUGACUAGCUGGUAAACAAUAGUGGAGCAUUUAGCCACUACAGAGCCAGAUACUUUCUCAAGUACGUAAAGGUUGCUAACAUUUUAGCCAGUGAUGUGUGUGUGUGUGCGUGUGUGUCUUUUAGGUUGUUUUGAUGUUUUUCUGCCCCCUAGUGAAAAAAAUGGAUGAAUGCAGCUUUAACUGAUUCAUCAAGUGAAUACCUUUCUGUCCUUUGAUUGAACUGUUAUAAAAUAGUUUUAAGCAGUUACUUCUCUUAAUGUUGGCGAUAAAGUGACACGUAUAUUUGCAGUGUAUCCAAGUCAAAGUGCCAUGCCACGUCACUCCCUGAAGUCAUUCUCCUUCGUAGCAAUAACUAUCACAUUACUAUAACACGUCGGGCUUUCUUUCCCAUUACGACAGAGGAUAAGAAAACAUUGAAGGUCUAAUUCUUUUGCCCCUUCAAAUCUCUAUUUUUGUAAUAAUCACUGAAGCACUUAUGAAUAAGGACUCCAGGCAGGAACACGCAAAUAGCAGCACUUUAAAUCAAGCUGUAACUCUUCUCAUUGCUAAUGAAAUGGCCACCUGUGUCGCUGCAGCUUGAAAACAAACAUCAUAUGAAUAUUCAGGACUCUAAAAGAUGAAAUCUGCUCAAAUGUGCAUUGCAAGAGCUACUACGCUAUCCUAGCAUAUUUAAAGGAAAAGAGAAUUGUAAAAAUGUAUAUGUUUAAAGUAUAUAUAUAUAUCCUUUUGGUCAUAUUCUACAUUACUGCAGUCUAUUUUCUUAUGACUGUGUACUGUGUGAGUGUUCACGAUAAAUGUUUCUUUUCUCCUCCAGAUAAUGUUAUUGCUUCUUCAUGUCAUUUUACUAAAUGAGGUAUACUUCAUGUUAUUGUUCAGAAUUACAGCUACAUUUUAUACUCUGUUUUGUGAAUAGUGAUAUUCAUGUUUGUUAUGUUAAUAUUACAUUAUGUUUCUUACUCAGCUCUGUAUUUCAUAUCAUUCCUCAGUCAAGCUCCUUCUGAGGUUUUAGACAUAAGUUACAAAUGUUUCUAAACAUGUGGUUUUUACCUUCCCCCACACUGUCAUGUGAUUUGUUUGCUUCUAGUGGGUCAUUUUGUAUGGAUGUUGUUGCUCUUCUUCUAAACCAGUUCUUUUUGUAUUAUUCAUAUUUAUUUUUAAAAUGUCUUUUCUUUUCAACCUGAGUUUAAAUUGUGACCUUUUACACUGUAGAAAAUAAGAAAUUUACA